This is a messenger RNA of Staurois parvus, 358 nucleotides long. Lineage: Eukaryota; Metazoa; Chordata; Amphibia; Anura; Ranidae. The record is from the annotation of a GenBank genome assembly.
ACUGAUAGGUGGCACUGAUAGACAGCACUGAUAGGUGGAACUGACUGGCAACACUGCUGGGCACUGACUGGCGGCCCUGCUAGCCAUUGACUGGCGCAACUGCUGGGCACUGACUGGCACAAACUGCUGGGCACUGACUGGUGGCACUGACUGGCAGCACUGCUGGGCUGCACUGAUGGGCACAGGUGUGUGGCACUGGUGGGCACAGGUGUGUGGCACUGCUGGGUGGCACAGGUGGGUGCACUGCUGGGCACAGGAGGGUGUACUGCUGGGCACAGGUGGGUGCACUGCUGGGCACAGGUGGGCGGAACUGGUGGGUGACACUGCUGGGCACCGAUCAUCAGGGCACUGAUCAUCA